AUGCAUUCUGUAAUUGGUUAUGGAGCAUUUUCUUCGGUUUACGCUGCAUGCUUGAAACAUACUCAAUCAAAAGUUGCAAUUAAAAAAUUCGACGAAGGUUCUACGGAGGGAAUCAUUUUAAAUGAGUUGAAAAUUCUUGAACGUAUUAGAGAAAAACCUAUUUUAACCACAAAUGAUAGAUUUGUUAAGCUUUACCAAAAAUGUUGGCAACAUGAACCAAAUGAAAGACCCGAGAUCAAUCAAGUAAUUUCGGAACUUAAUAGUAUUACUCAUUCCGAAGAAAGUGUAAGAAUUGAAGAACCAGGAAAUGAUGAAUGUUUAAGAACAGAAGAAUUGAAAAAUGAAGAAAUUAAAAAAUCAGUUGAAGAUUGUGAUACAGCUACACAUGACAAAAUUUAA
Molecule: messenger RNA, 399 nt
Organism: Funneliformis geosporum
Lineage: Eukaryota; Fungi; Glomeromycota; Glomeromycetes; Glomerales; Glomeraceae
Source: the annotation of a GenBank genome assembly